GUCCGGACACUUUCCCCCCCUUCCAGUCCGGACACUUUCCCCCCUUCCAGUCCAGACACUUUCACCCCCCUUCCAGUCCGGACACUUUUCCCCCACUUCCAGUCCGGACACUUUCCCCCCCUUCCAGGCCGGACACUUUCACCCCCUUCCAGUCCGGACACUUUCCCCCCUAAUUUCCAGUCCGGACAUUUUCCCCCCCUUCCAGUCCGGGCACUUCCCCCCCCUCCAGUCCGGACACUUUCCCGGUUUUUUCCAGUCCGGACACUUACCCCCCCCCCCUUCCAGUCCAGAUACUUCCCCCCCCUUCCAGUCCGGACACUUCCCCCCCUUCCAGUCCAGAUACUUUUCCCCCCCUUCCAGUCCGGACACUUUCCCCCCCUUCCAGUCCGGACACUUUCCCCCCUUCCAGUCCGGACACUUUCCCCACCUUCCAGUCCGGACACUUUUACCCCCUUCCAGUCCGGACACUUUUACCCCUCCAGUUUGGACACUUCCCCCCCUUCCAGUCCGGACACUUCCCCCCCCUUCCAGUCCGGACACUUUCCCCCCUUCCUGCCCAGGGCAAUUUUCAGCUUUCAGCGCUAUCACAAUUUGAAU
Staurois parvus is the source of this 597-nucleotide messenger RNA. NCBI's taxonomy places the organism in Eukaryota, Metazoa, Chordata, Amphibia, Anura, Ranidae. The record is from the annotation of a GenBank genome assembly.